Messenger RNA from Anisakis simplex (herring worm), 381 nucleotides. The record is from the annotation of a GenBank genome assembly. NCBI's taxonomy places the organism in Eukaryota, Metazoa, Nematoda, Chromadorea, Rhabditida, Anisakidae.
AUGAAUGAUAUGUGCAGAUGGCGGGGAAAAAAUUUGAGUAAUUCGAAGGGAUUACCUGAAAGCAAUCAGUAUUCUGGAACAAAACAAAUUCAAACACAACAAUCGCAUUCAGUUGAACCAAUUGAUUUGAAGAAAAUUGAAGAUCCUGCCAAACGGAAAAUAAGCGAUCCACAAGGCGACGAGAAACUGUCGGCAGAUGUGAAAGUUGCCGAAGAGCAGCAAGUUGGAAACGAUACCGAAAAGAAAUCCGCCAAGAAGAAUAGUGAAAAAAUGUCUGAAUUGAAUACGCUUCAAGGGGUGCCAACCAAGAUGCCAACAAUGGAUGUGUUCCAUGAUCCUGCGAAGAAAGAUAAAUAUUACAGGAGUGAAGAAUUACUAUAG